Camelina sativa (false flax) is the source of this 1708-nucleotide messenger RNA. RefSeq names its product protein Brevis radix-like 3. The record is from RefSeq and is a predicted model, not a curated record. Lineage: Eukaryota; Viridiplantae; Streptophyta; Magnoliopsida; Brassicales; Brassicaceae.
GAAACACAGUAGACCACACUCUUCGUGUUUUGCAGUGUCCAACGAACUCAAAAAGCCCAAAUCUCAAAGCUUUUUUCUCUUUCACUUUUUCCCCAAAUCCGCAGAUUCUGCUUCUUCAGCUUUGUGUUUCUACAGUGUGUGAGAGAGAGAGAGAGAGAAAGAUCGAUACUUUGACACUGCUCUCAUUCUCUCUGUCGCUUUGAACCAGACGAAGAAGCAAGAGAGAGAGAGAUAAAGAGAGUUUAAUGCGAAUUAAUGGGUUUGAUCUACAGAUCUGUGUGCCCUAAUUUGUCUCUGGCGUAACGGUCAUAUUUUACCCGGUUUCAAUUUGAGCUCUUCAUCGCUGCGUUACUGUGAUCUCGGAGCCUUCUUCCAAGUGAAUAUUUUAGGGCUCGUGUAGUGUGAAAGAGAUGCUGACGUGUAUAGCGUGCACGAAGCAGCUUAACACCAACAAUGGCGGAUCUACUCAACAAGACGAUGAAGAAGAUGGAGUUAUUGGGACCCCUAGGACUAAGCAGGCGAUUAAAUCACUGACGUCACAGCUAAAGGACAUGGCAGUAAAGGCUUCAGGGGCAUACAAAAACUGCAAACCCUGUUCCGGGACAUCAAACCGGAAUCAGAACCGAAACUAUGCUGAUUCAGAUGCUGCUUGGGAUUCUGGAAGAUUCCAUUAUGCAUACCAGAGAGCUGGGACUGCAAGCUCAACUCCAAAGAUUUGGGGGAAGGACAUGGAGUCCAGGUUAAAAGGGCUUUCUAGUGAAGAAGGUACACCUACGCCCAUGAGUGGCCGAACAGAAUCCAUAGUGUUCAUGGAAGAGGACGAGGCCAAGGAAUGGGUCGCGCAAGUGGAGCCAGGUGUUCUCAUCACAUUUGUGUCAUUACCUCAGGGAGGGAAUGAUCUAAAGAGGAUUCGGUUCAGUCGUGAGAUGUUCAAUAAAUGGCAAGCUCAAAGAUGGUGGGCAGAGAAUUUCGAGAAGGUUAUGGAGUUAUACAAUGUGCAGCAGUUCAAUCAGCAGAGUGUGCCGCUUCCAACUCCUCCUGCAUCCGAAGAUGAGGGGUCGCAGAUCCAGUCCGCAAAGGACAGUCCUGUAACUCCACCCCUGGACAGAGAGCGACCUCGCAGCAAUAUUCCAGGCUCUUCUGGUAUUGCUUCAACACCAAAGCUCUCUAGCAUCAGUGGAACCAAGACUGAAACAUCAUCAAUUGAUGGUUCUGCUAGAAGUAGCUCAGUAGAUCGAUCAGAGGAGGUCUCAGUGAGUAACGCAAGCGACAUGGAAAGUGAAUGGGUAGAACAAGAUGAGCCUGGUAUCUACAUAACUAUCAGAGCUUUACCAGAUGGUAAUCGCGAGCUUAGACGUGUUCGAUUCAGCCGAGACAAGUUUGGGGAAACACAUGCGAGGUUAUGGUGGGAACAGAACAGAGCUAGGAUACAACAGCAAUACCUGUGACUUGAUAGAUUUACUAAGUGGAGCAGCUACAAGACAAAGAACAUUAACAAAACACUUUUUUUUUCUAUAAUUGUAACUUAAACAAAUACUUUCUAGUUUUUUUCUCAAUGACCUUGGUCCUUGCUUCGUGUUGGAUAUUAUUUAUUUUUAGAGACCUAAUUCUAUAGGACAAAAUUUGUCUCUCAGUAAGUCUCUAUUGUUAACAUGAAAAAAGUGAAAUAUGAGAUAAUAUAUGAAUAUAAUAUAAGUUAUUCCAAUCA